Messenger RNA from Clunio marinus, 201 nucleotides. NCBI's taxonomy places the organism in Eukaryota, Metazoa, Arthropoda, Insecta, Diptera, Chironomidae. The record is from the annotation of a GenBank genome assembly.
AUGUGUCUUCACUGCUAUCAUUGCUCAAGUGUAGACACAGCCAAGACUCAACCAGGACUUAGUCAUGACGCACCAAGGCCACAUCCAUUAAGGAUACAGUCAAGUCAAGUUCCCAAAAUUGUCUGUCAUUUCAUAGAAAAUGUUGAGAACCUUAGAAGUUUUUUCUUUCCUCCUUUCUCCUUACAAAGCGAUUUUGAUUGA